AUACUUUGGACAAAACAUAAAAUAAUAUUGGAAGCGUACAAAAUAUUCUUCGAAAAACCGAAAACAGAGAAGCGAAGGUACAAAAGGAUGGAGAGAGUGAUGAAGAUCAUAAAACCAAAGCCUGAUCCGAAGCAACUCUUGCGUGAUUGGCAACAUAAGCUUCGUCAGGAGUGCCGUAACAUCGAACGCCAAAUUCGAGAUAUACAGAAGGAAGAGAGAAAUGUUCAGAAAGCUAUUAAAGAGGCUGCAAGGCGAAAUGAUAUGGUCUCAGCCAAGGUAGAACAAAAAAAGAAUAGUUUUAAGAAAAAAAGUCUUAGCCUUUGUAAGCUUAGCACUUUUCAAAAUGUGUUCCUGAUGAUGUUUCAGGCGCUUGCUAAGGAGAUUGUGAGCUCGAGAAGAACAGUUAACCGGUUAUAUGAAAACAAGGCCCAGAUGAAUUCCAUAUCAAUGCACCUUGGGGAGAGUGUUGCUGUUGCUAGAACAGUUGGGCAUCUGUCCAAGAGUGCGGAGGUUAUGAAGCUAGUCAAUAACCUCAUGAAAGCACCACAAAUGGCUGCAACUAUGCAGGAGUUCAGCAAAGAGAUGACUAAGGCCGGAGUUAUUGAGGAGUUUGUGAAUGAUGCCAUUGACAAUGCACUGGAUUCAGAGAAUAUGGAAGAUGAGAUCGACGAAGAGGUUGAUCAAGUAUUGACAGCUAUUGCUGGAGAAACCGCUGCUGCGCUUCCAGAAGCUGUCAGGAAGGAAAGGAUAAAGGUGCCUGCGCAGAAGGCGAGCACUUCCCGCGAGGAAGAGGCAAUUGCAGAAGGUGAUGAUGAUGAGGAAGAACUGAAGGAGAUUCGAGCUCGGCUCGCUAAAGUUAGAUCCUAACUGAUGAUUCAAUUGACUCUUUACACUAUUUUUUAUUGAUCCGAUCAACUCUUAAUGUUGGUGACAACACAAGGAGAUUACUGUGUAUUGUAUAAUAUAAUUGAACUACCGUAUACAAUGUGAUCAUAAGCUGUCUUUUGUUAACUAUGUUUCUUUUCAUAGUAUUUCAUCCCAAACUCUUCUUGAUCUUA
Messenger RNA from Brassica napus (rape), 1058 nucleotides. Its product is annotated as vacuolar protein sorting-associated protein 24 homolog 1-like. Gene Ontology annotation, cellular component: multivesicular body; ESCRT III complex. Gene Ontology annotation, biological process: protein transport; endosome transport via multivesicular body sorting pathway; late endosome to vacuole transport. NCBI's taxonomy places the organism in Eukaryota, Viridiplantae, Streptophyta, Magnoliopsida, Brassicales, Brassicaceae. The record is from RefSeq and is a predicted model, not a curated record. Bases 88 to 867 code for a protein of 259 amino acids. The transcript is spliced from 5 exons.